AUUAACUGGAAAACUGUCCAAUCAAAUGUUUAUAUUAGCUCCAAUAACAUUCUUACAACAAUAAUUAUCCCAUCAUAAUGACGGUAAGUUGUAGCUAGAAUAGGUGUUGCUGCAGUGAUGCCAAGUCGCAGCAUGGCCCAGGCCACUAAGCCCAAACACAGUUUUUCCAUUGACGCUUUGGUCGGUAAGACCGACAAUGACAGCGGACCUUCUCAGCCUACGGAACCGCUUCUUCCUCAACUGGCUGUUCCUACCUGUCAUUAUUUGGAACCGGUGUGCGGCAGGAGGUAUCCUGAAGCCUCUUUUGCAUCUCCCGCUGGUUCUCCCUUCUUCUUAGCCAGAGAAUCUUAUCCUCUCUAUCCAUGGCUUAUCGGAAGACAUUCUCGUUUUUUGCCUCCGAGAAUCCCAGGGGCAGAUAUGACUGGGUUGUUUCUACAUCCGUUUCGUAAACCAAAAAGAAUUCGUACAGCAUUCUCACCUUCACAGCUUUUAAAACUCGAACACGCUUUUGAGAAGAACCAUUAUGUAGUAGGAGCGGAAAGAAAGCAACUUGCUCAAUGUCUCAGCUUGACAGAAACUCAGGUUAAAGUAUGGUUUCAAAAUAGAAGAACGAAACAUAAAAGGCAACAACAGGAGGAUGAACAAUUAAAAGAUCAAAAACCGAAAACAACACUCCAAGAAGAUAACGAUUCAUCAUCGGAAGGAGGUCAACAAGAAGUUGCUGAAGAUUGGGAACUGGCGUCACAUCCAUCACCAACCACGUGACUACAAAUUUGGACAAUUUAAUCAUAAAAAAACAAAAACAAAAAUUUAAAGAACGAAUCAUCAUUACUGUUGAGCAGUUUUUGAAUAAUAAUAAUAAUAAUAAUAUUAAUAAUAAUAAUAUAAUAAUAAUAAUAAUAAUAAUAAUA
Messenger RNA from Centruroides sculpturatus (bark scorpion), 911 nucleotides. RefSeq names its product homeotic protein empty spiracles-like. The coding region runs from base 118 to 765 and encodes 215 amino acids. The transcript has 3 exons. Gene Ontology annotation, molecular function: DNA binding; DNA-binding transcription factor activity, RNA polymerase II-specific. NCBI's taxonomy places the organism in Eukaryota, Metazoa, Arthropoda, Arachnida, Scorpiones, Buthidae. The record is from RefSeq and is a predicted model, not a curated record. Gene Ontology annotation, biological process: regulation of DNA-templated transcription; central nervous system development; neuron differentiation.